CCGCACCACCCACUUUCUCAUAAAAUGGCCGAGUCGAGUAAAAGAACGUACGUUCUGGCAUCGAGAGCGUCCAAGCUUGCACAGAUCCAAACCAACGCGGUCCGGGAUGCGCUCGAGGCUGCAUUUCCUGACAAAACAUUCGCCACCUCCUUCAUGACCACCGAGGGUGACAAAAACCAGUCCCAGGCGCUGUAUCUGCUUGGGGGGAAAGCACUGUGGACCAAGGAGCUUGAGGUUGCUCUCAAAGACAAUCUAGUGGACAUCAUCGUGCACUGCGCCAAAGACAUGCCUACCGGUCUUCCUGACGGGUGCGAACUUGGUGCAAUCUUGGAGCGAGAGGACCCAGCAGACAGUCUCGUAGUAAAGGAGGGACUACCGUACAAACGGCUGGAAGAUUUGCCCGAUGGAAGCGUCAUUGGGACAAGUAGUGUCAGAAGAGUUGCGCAGCUACGGAAAUCGUUCCCUAAGCUGGCAUUCAUGGAUGUGCGCGGUAAUCUGGUAACACGUCUAGCAAAACUGGACGCGAAGGACGGUCCCUACGCGGCCCUCAUUCUCGCGAAGGCCGGCAUGGUGCGGUCAGGCUUGGGCGAUCGCAUCACACUGGACUUUAAACCACCAACACUCUACUAUGCUGUUGGGCAAGGCUCCCUGGCCGUGGAGAUUCGGACAGGUGAUGAUGAAAUGCGGGCGCUGUGCGGAGGCCUUCUGCACCAGGAGUCGCAAUGGAAAGUGUUGGCUGAGCGGGCGAUGCUCCGCAAGCUGGAGGGAGGUUGCAGCGUGCCAGUGGGCACCUACACCGAAUUGAGCGAUAUUGUAAGAGGGGAAGAUGGCAAGAUCGCUCAUGCGUCUCUCAAAAUGUCCGGAACGAUUACUUCCAUCGAUGGCACGCAACAUGUCGAAGAAAAAGUGCUAGCAAAGAUCAGUAACACGUCCGAAGCGGAGCGAGUGGGAGCGCAGCUGGCAGAGAGACUAAUUACCUCCGGUGGAGGGCCCAUUUUACUGGCCAUCACGGAAGACAGAGCACGACGCACCGGUGAAACAAAGACGGUUGCAGAAGGACAGAAAAUUGAGGCAACAAUGGAAGGUCAGACUGCAUGAUGAUAUUUGUAUAAUAGUCGUGUAUACCAGCUACAGAACCAAAGCUAAGAGUUACGAAAGCCUGAGAUA
Messenger RNA from Coniophora puteana RWD-64-598 SS2, 1167 nucleotides. Its product is annotated as porphobilinogen deaminase. Gene Ontology annotation, biological process: heme biosynthetic process. Bases 25 to 1098 code for a protein of 357 amino acids. The record is from RefSeq and is a predicted model, not a curated record. Gene Ontology annotation, cellular component: cytoplasm. Gene Ontology annotation, molecular function: hydroxymethylbilane synthase activity. The transcript is spliced from 3 exons. Lineage: Eukaryota; Fungi; Basidiomycota; Agaricomycetes; Boletales; Coniophoraceae.